AUAGUGCACACUGCACAGUAGAUGUAGCGGUAUGUCCAUGCAUGAUGCACAAUAUUCAAGUAAUCUUUCAUAUUACGAGUGGACAUGCAAUCAUCCGUGAUAUCGGCUACUUUUUUAUCCUAAUUGUGUUUAAACGUUGCCUGCACUUUAUUUGUGACGUAAAUAAGUGUGCAAUGGGCUCGUGAAUGUUCGAAUUGAACCACGCAAUUUCUAAGAAUAUUUAUAUCAACAAUGGCUGGAACCACUUUACCCGAAAGGGUUGCACAGAUAUAUUAUACGUAUGGUCUCUUCUGUUCAUCAUACCCCUUUGUGGCAAUAACGUUUGCACUCUCUGUUAUCCUAGUAUGUUGCUAUCCACUAUUAAAUGUCCCUCUACCAGGAAAUAUUCCAACUGUUGUAAAUCUGAAUCUAAAUGAACAUCAUGUAGCAACUGACUGCAGUGCCAAGAACUGUCCCACAGGUUCCUCAUUCCAAUUAGAGUUAUUACAUAAUGAAACACAGAAACUUCCCUAUGUUUGGGUAAAAGACAAACCACUGCUAUACAUUCAUCAAAUCAUAAUGAGAAUAGGAGUGUCACCUUGGAACAAUAAUCUGAAAAUGUGGGAUGCAUUCCGAGCACCUCUGCAAGAAGUAUUUCGAUUACUGGAAACUGUUCGCAAUCAUGAAGAUCCUGAAACAAAGGAAACACUAUUGCAGCACUGUUACCAAAUCGAGGGGAUUAAGCGACGGGACAGCAAAGCGAGCAUCGAACGCGUCCUACCGGAGUAUAGCUGUCUCCUUCUAUCUCCAGCAAAUCUCUGGCAACAAAGUCUACAAUCUUUCUCUCUGGACGCUAACAUUGUUAAUACAAUUUACGCAUAUCAGAAUCUUCAAAAAGGCAAAGCAUCCAUAGCGGAAAUGGCGUUCGGCAUGCACCUGCGUGACGCGGGCAUUAAGCGGUAUCCGCUGCGUGUCCGCCCGCGAGUGUUACAAUAUGCCGUCACAAUAUUCUACCAGCACGUCGACCAACGAUAUAUCGAUUCGCUCUCUAAGAAACUGAAGGAAAUGUAUCCUCUAUACCAAGACACGCCCCAAUCCCACCCCGAAGAGAUGACUCUCGUGUACUACCCGGGACAGUUUAAUUACCACGAACUGGUACCUCUGAUGAUUACCUUCGUGGGUAUUUUUCUGUACGUAUACUUCUCGGUGCGAAAAAUUGAAUUUAUAAAAUCAAAGUUUGGUCUCGCCGCCUGUGCUGUGCUCACGAUUGCUGGAAGCCUAUCAAUGUCGAUGGGAAUAUGUUUCUAUUUUGGAUUUUCACUGAGCUUACAAGGAAAAGAAAUAUUCCCUUAUUUAGUGAUAAUUGUCGGGCUAGAAAACGUGCUAGUGCUCACGAAAAGCGUAACAUCGACGGAUUCCAGGCUCGACGUUAAGAUUCGACUCGCUCAAGGCUUAAGCAAAGAAGGUUGGUCGAUCACAAAAAAUCUUUUAACAGAGAUAACAAUUUUGACGGUCAGUUUCUUUACAUUUGUCCCGUUUAUUCAGGAGUUUUCAAUAUUCAUGAUCGUCAGUCUCAUUUCGGACUAUUUCAUACAAAUGGUAUUCUUUGCAACGAUACUCGGUAUCGACGUGAGGCGGAUGGAAUUUUAUCCCGAACAGAAUUCAAAGUUACAUUUAAAAGAGUAUUUCAGUGCGAAUAACGCUCUGAAUUGGCGAUUUAAUAAGAUCUAUACGGAGGAAAAUCAUUUUUCACCGCAAAGAAUGACCAAAUCAAAAUCCCACCCUAGACUUAAUGGCUUAGCACAAAACAGUCCAACAGAUGUGGUGGCUAAAAGGAACUCAAGUUCGAGCGUUCAAGACAACAGAGUACCAAAAAGGAUAAGACUCGUCAACAUGUGGGCAAGGACGAGAUUUUUCCAGAGAGCAUUCAUGGUUUGGAUGCUGGUGUGGAUAUCGAUGAUAGUGUACAAUUCUGGAAUCGUCGACUACUUUAUAACUACUGUGGAGAAACCAAAUGGCAGUGCAGAGUAUCAGAAACAGUUGAACGAAAGGAACGAAACGAACAAGGAAAUGUAUAUGAUGUAUAAUGGCAGUGGCCGGCAUCCCUUGGUCUUUUCACCUUUGUUAGAAUCUACAGAGUCAGAUAAAGGAGCAACGGACGCGAAUGACACGAUUUUAUUGAAGCAUUCGUCUCAUUACUGGGCUUUGUCCAGAUUGUCACCGUACCAUUGGUCCGCGAUUCUGUCGCAGUACAAUGAGUCAGUGGCGGGCAGGUACGUGGUGGUCUUACCGCCGGUUCUGGUAAGUCAUCGCGUCGGACCAGAACUAGCAGCGGGGUUGCGUCACCCGGACGAGCGAGACCCGCCCCCUCUCCGCUGGCAGGCAUUAGCAGCUGCUCUCGAUCCCAUUGAAAUAUUACCUGAAUUUGACGUCAUCGACGGUAAAAGCCCGGGCCAUCAAUGGGGAAAAGGGAAUGAUCUGCCGAUAUACCCGACAACUCCCAUGGAAAUUCUUCUAGUAGCAAUCCUUUGUAUAAUAAGUGUUACUGUUAUUGCAUACAUGAUGGUAGGGCUUUACAGAUGCGUCUGUUCGAGGCACUAUGCAGAAUGGCGUGCUUCAUGGAGCGAAGAUGACGAAUAUAAAAAGAUCAUCGCCAAGCAACCCGCUGUUCAGUUGGUAAUGGAAGCUGUACCGCUAGUAGUCGCCGGUCACAGUCAAGAAGUAGAAUGUGUUGUGACUGACGGCGAAAAAGUGGUCAGCUCGUGUCUACAAGGCAACAUCAAAGUGUGGGAUUCGUUAAAUGGUGAAUUAAUAUCGAAUAUAGAUCGUUACUCUUACUUCAAAUUUCAAACGGAACUUUUUGAAAAAGUUCAUUCGAAACAAAACAGCACCGAUGAUCAAGAAAUUACAAUAGAAUCGUGUCAGUCUUCUGAUGCAGCAAUUCUACAAACAAAUGAAAAUGUUCCUCGACUUAGACGGGGCUUAAGCAGUCACCUGAGUGGAUUGACAUUCCGAGCUAAUCACGCUGACAACUCCUACCCGUCUGCAGCCGAAAACACAAAAUACGAGUUUGCCAAAGCCUACAGAGACCUCUAUUACACUGAACAGAGCGACAUUUAUGAACUAAACGAGAAAACAAAUUCCGAAGUAAAUAAUUCAUGUAUAAACAAACAAGACUUAAAUGCAGCUUUUAAAGACAGUGAUGUUAGUGAUGAAAGUGUUUUUAUUUUCGAUAGAAGUGAUGACUCUAUCAAUAGUUUAAGGAAUAGAGGCGGUAGUAAAAUUAACGCUAGGACUUGUAGUGAUGCCGAAAACGCGCCAAGUUCAAGUUGGAGGGGUAGGGCGAUGCGGGAGUCGCCCGUGUGGUGUAUGGACUUUUGCAAUGACCUCGUUAUCUUGGGGUGCGCUGAUGGGAGGUUGGAGUUCUGGGAAGCUAGUACUAGUAAAUUAUUGAAUGUGUGGUGGUUUAACGAAUGGCGCUCGGGAGGGAAAGGGGUGACACACGUACGCGCCCUGUCGGGAGCGAGACGUGUGUGUGCUGCCUCACUCUCGGGCCACCUCACACUAUUGCGUCUCGACGCAUAUAACGCACAGUCCGGCGCACACGUUGACUGGCGAUUCAGCACAGCACAUAGGAGAACACACCAGCGGUUGGACGACGAGCAUAAAGACCGCAUGAGCUUCUCUUACGACGCAGACCACGCUGAAAAUGAUGAAAUUGUGUGCGUCCGAAUCGCACAAUCUAGACCACACCAGCAACCAAUCACAGAGCUGCAUUCCGAGGGCGGUCGUAUCCUCACCGGUGGUCAGGACCAUGUACUCAAGGUAUUUUCAAGUUCUGAGUUGACUCCGCUAUUGACGCUGCACGGUCAUUGCGGACCUAUAACCAGCUGCUUCAUCGACCAUGCCACGCCCACCAUCGCGGGCAGUGGCUCGCAGGACGGACUGCUUUGCGUGUGGGAUUUACACACGGGGGCGUGCGUGUAUAGCAUGCAAGCGCACGACGGCGCUGUGACGUCACUUGCGUACACUGCAUCAUACGUCGUCUCUGCGGGAGCCGACGAGCGCCUCUGUAUCUGGGACCGAUUCCAAGGACAUAUGCUUAAUUCAAUACACAUCGGUCUAAACUAUAUGAGUCGAAUGCUGCCUUUAACCCAUACUUUGCUAGUGAUGGGCGACCGUAGCGGCCUCACCGCUUACGACCUGAGCAGUGGUGACGUCAUAAGAAGAGUGUUAUUCGGUCAGAGUGACGGGUGUAUCUUUGUACGGCAGAUACUGCCGCUUAAGGACGCGAUAGUGUGUGACUACGCAAACCAGCUGCGCAUCGUCCAGUUCCCGCUCGUGUCUAAACUAGACAUGAAAAAUGAAUAACCCUAGGCUAUCGACAUCGGUCGAUUUCGCUUGUAUUCCUCUUAGGAAAAUCGCAACAGUAGACUUACUAAGUGUCUUAAAUAUAUAUCGACAUAUAAUUGUUAUAUAUGUAACUUACACCGAGUGUAAAGUGAAGAGUUGAAACAGUAGUUAUAUUUCUUAGUAAGAUGAUUUUUAUAUGUAUACUACUUGUGUAGUAGUCGUUUUAUGGACAUUCGACUUUUAGUCAAAUAAGACAAAGUGAAGUUAUUUGUCUAAAGUUCCAUGUAUAUACUUGAAUGUUCACUGCUUGUUAUAAAAUUGUGCCUUUCUAUAGGUUUGGGUGACACAAACGCCGUACAAAUAUUAUAACUGUGCCCUUCGGAAAUCAGACUUAAAGAUCAGUGUUAAAAUUUUAAACUUUUUAUAGAAUUACGUUAUCAAAUCAGCGAUAAUUUGUAAGUUAAAACCGAUAUUUAUAGAAAUUCAAACAGUAAAAAUCUUCCAAUUCAAAAUACAUUAAUUUUAUACCAGAUAUAAGAUAGAUACAGUGCGAUCCAGAGCAAUUUCAGCCGCUUUAUUUUUAGACUUGUCAAGAUAAUGGAAUUUAAACUAUUAUCGUGAUAAGCGUGGUUUUUAUUUUCUUAUGUAUUCAAUAUAAAAGGUAAAGUGCAAUAAAUUUAUAAAAAAAAAAAACAGAAUAUCUACUGAAAAAUUAGAAAUAUUCAAGCAGAACAGUUAUAACUGUAAUGUUUUACUGAGAUCGUACGUAUUUUGCCUUAUUUACUAUAAGCGAAUAUUUUUCUUUGUGGUGCGAUAUCAGAACGGCACUGUUAAAAUAUUAGUGUUGUAAAUCUGUAGAAAUAAAUAGAUUCUCCUCCUAUACAUACUAUUUGUAUUAUGAUAUGAAAUUAACAUAAAACUAAAGUGUUUUUAUAAUCCAACACUGAUCUCCAAACAAAUAGACUCCAUGGUCCAGCGGUUAAGAAAAACAAAAUCCAAAGAAUAAAUCUCAUACUUGUCUGAUCAGGUGGAGACGUUCAACGACGUACUGAGUUGUGAGAAAAACACUCGAGUAAAUUUAGAAAUGACGAUUGCGUAUAAUGUAACCAUUAUAAAGUAUUAUUUAUAAUAGGAAAACAGGAUUUUAUUAAUUUUUUUCAAUCAAUUGUAAAAACGAAAUCAUAAGCAAAUUUCGUAAUCUUUGCUAGAAGCUGCGUAACGUGUAAAAAGUAACUGUCGAUCGAAGCUACUUAAGCUGAUCAUCAUUGCAAUAUUUCAAACAUUUUUUUUUAAUUUUUAAGUUCAUUUAAUGUAUAGUUUCUCAAACUGUGUACGUGCGAAUAUUGUGUCAUUUCGUUUCAUCAAUAAUCUCUUUCUAACUCAUUACAUUUUAUUUUACAUAUUGUACUACAAAUAUUUUGCAACUUUUUAUUGGUAGCCGCAGAAAAUGAUGUGUUAUAUACGUCAAUUUAUUGGGAGGUCAGUGCAAUCCAAUGUAAUAUUUUAUAACUAUUAAUUUUCUUACGAACCUAUAAUUUAAUGUAGAUCUUAUUCUCGAAAAGAAACCCCAUAAGGUGUGCGUCUUUGUUCCUUCGAUUAGAAGUCUUUGUUAAGUAAUAGGUAAAGAAUCUACGUAGUUUAAAAUAAUAAGUUUUAAUUUAAAGUUACCUGUUAUCAAAAAAGCCUAAUCAUAGUCUUGCCGUGGCGCUAAUGGCGGACUUCAAAAAAAUAAAUCACGCGGGACUUUUUGCAAUUUAUAUUCACCGAAACGAACGGUAUGUUCUAAAUUAUAAUUAUUAUAUUGAUUUUACUUAUCGUGAGUGUCAAAACAAAAAUAAAAUAUUUUGUUUUUUCCUAAAAAAUAUU
This is a messenger RNA of Vanessa atalanta (red admiral), 6198 nucleotides long. RefSeq names its product sterol regulatory element-binding protein cleavage-activating protein (gene SCAP). Gene Ontology annotation, cellular component: Golgi membrane; endoplasmic reticulum membrane. The record is from RefSeq and is a predicted model, not a curated record. Gene Ontology annotation, biological process: SREBP signaling pathway. The coding region runs from base 232 to 4350 and encodes 1372 amino acids. The transcript has 22 exons. NCBI's taxonomy places the organism in Eukaryota, Metazoa, Arthropoda, Insecta, Lepidoptera, Nymphalidae. Gene Ontology annotation, molecular function: sterol binding; protein binding.